AUGCUGCCCACCCCUUUCUCCGUCGAGGAUAUCCUCAGCCUGGAGCAGAGCAGCGCUCCCGGAGCCCCCGGGGUCCGCCGCAGCCCCUCCGGGGAGGAGGAACCGCAGUCGGGACAACAUCUGCUCUCCCAACCCUUGCAGACAGACCAGCAGCAAACUGAGCCCUGCCACCACCCCAAGCAACCGCAGCGGCGCAAACCCCGUGUUUUGUUCUCCCAAACUCAGGUGUCGGAAUUGGAGCGACGAUUCAAGCAGCAGAAAUACCUCUCUGCUCUGGAAAGGGAACACCUGGCCAACGUGCUCCAGCUCACAUCCACCCAGGUGAAAAUCUGGUUCCAGAACCGGCGUUACAAAUGCAAGAGGCAGAGGCAGGAUAGAUCCCUGGAGAUGGCCACCUACCCACUGCCAGCACGUAGGGUGGCUGUUCCGGUGCUGGUCAGAGAUGGCAAUCCUUGUUUUGGGGGAUCCCAACCCCACCUGGCUCCUUAUGGGGUCACCGUCAGCCCCUACUCCUAUAGCACCUACUAUGGUGCCUAUGGGGUGAGCUAUGGGGUGGGCUACGCUGGGGUGCUCACACCGUGA
This is a messenger RNA of Lagopus muta (rock ptarmigan), 582 nucleotides long. RefSeq names its product NK2 homeobox 6 (gene NKX2-6). Gene Ontology annotation, molecular function: RNA polymerase II cis-regulatory region sequence-specific DNA binding; DNA-binding transcription factor activity, RNA polymerase II-specific. Gene Ontology annotation, biological process: cell differentiation; regulation of transcription by RNA polymerase II. The record is from RefSeq and is a predicted model, not a curated record. Gene Ontology annotation, cellular component: nucleus. NCBI's taxonomy places the organism in Eukaryota, Metazoa, Chordata, Aves, Galliformes, Phasianidae. Bases 1 to 582 code for a protein of 193 amino acids. The transcript is spliced from 2 exons.